Messenger RNA from Drosophila yakuba, 11932 nucleotides. It is a transcript of the gene skd, whose product is annotated as mediator of RNA polymerase II transcription subunit 13. The record is from RefSeq and is a predicted model, not a curated record. Gene Ontology annotation, cellular component: mediator complex. The transcript is spliced from 13 exons. Gene Ontology annotation, molecular function: transcription coregulator activity. Bases 2064 to 10361 code for a protein of 2765 amino acids. Gene Ontology annotation, biological process: regulation of transcription by RNA polymerase II. NCBI's taxonomy places the organism in Eukaryota, Metazoa, Arthropoda, Insecta, Diptera, Drosophilidae.
GCCGUUGUUUGACAAAUAAUUGUGGCGCAAAAUCAUUACAUGAUUUUCAAGACGGUUUAAAGCAGUGACAGCGGAAAUGUUUAAUGCUCUAGCGGUCGCUGCCCCGGCGAUGUGCCUAUGCUAGUGUGUGUGUGUGAUUGAAAAAAAGAGCUGGAAAAAGAGGAGAGUGUAUGAAAGAGGAAUAUGCAACAACUGUGCGAUUUUAGUUAUCGAUGGCAUUUUUUCGGCUAUUUCGAGAGGCCGAAAGUCAAAAUCAGAAAAUCUGAUGUGUACACACACAUUACUGCCCAGAAACAGAGAAAACGGGGCGAAAGGAAAACUACGAAAGUGGUUGCUCUGCCAUGUAGGUGUAUAUUUGGUGCGUGUGUGUGUGAGAGGAAUGCUGCUGCCCGUCUAUGUAUCACGUUUCGCACACUACAUAUUUGCGUGCGUGUGUGUGACUGUGUAGUGUUGUAUAGUGCAUAAUUUAUGGAAUUUCGGAUUUCUUUCGAGUUUCGUUUUAGUUUGAGAUUUUUCCCUUAAUUUAAUCGAUCUAUGUGCUCGGUCUCUCUCUGUCUGCCUCUCGCUCAAAAUGGUUGCAUCCCCAAGAGAUGCACAAAGAGCGAGCGAGAGCGAGAUAAACAGACGCCGCCGCCACUAACGCACACGCACACCAAUGCAAAUGCAGUUAGCUGGUAAAACUUGUUUUCUCCGUCUCACCUCUCUCUCUCUCUGCUCUGCAAAAAGAGCAAAAGCCGCUAUUCGAAUUCGGCCGCUACUCGCCUCUUCUGCUCUCUCGCCACUCGCCGCUGGCACAACUACACUACAUACUGGCUAUAUACCAUAUAUAUGGCCGAUUCAAAGCUAGGCGAGCAAAAUUUCCAUUGUGUGUGGCGACCAGCGUUCGCAGUCGGUUCGGAAAUUUCUGACUCGUCAUUUGUGCGCAAAAAACACAAAAUACAGCGCAAGAAACUCAAGCCUAAGUAAUAGAUUAAAUACAAAUAUAUAUUUUAAAUCACUGUAAUUUUACGAAACCAAAAAAUAACCGCUGCCUCGACUUUCAUGUGCUCACAGUACGCGCGAGUGUUUGUGUUGGUGCUUCCCUAUUACUCAUCUUAAUUUGAGCUCUGAAAAAGUAUUUUUCUUUUCCGAAAAACAAAAAAUAGCUGGGCCUGAAUUGGAAUAUAGCCGCAAACUCUUACCUAUUUUUUUUUGUCUACAUCAACGAUUAACGAAAAUCCAACGACUUUCAUCGUCGUUUGUGUGUUUCUGGAAGUAAAUGUGUGUGUGUGCGUGUGCGGUCUAUACUCGCUGCCUUUGGUUGAAAAAAGUCAUUUUCUGAGUCGCUCUCUCUCGGCUUGCUCUCUUUUUGCAUGAAUGAAACAACGAAUGAACGAACCCUUGUAAUUGUGAUCUAUGUGCGAGUGUGUGAGUGAGUGUAGCAACAAAUAAGCAAGUUAAAACAAUAAGAAAAUUAAGUAAUAAACAAAGCUAUUACAGAAAAGGAAACAAAUACACCGAGCGGGGAAAAAAAGUGCAUUGAAAAUCUAAUUCUUCUUAUAUUCCAGCUAUAAAACAACAAAGCAACAUGCUUAAUUUUACAUUAUGUGUGUUUCAUUGCCAAAGCAACGUUUACGCUUAAAUCUCUCCCCAGAGAGCAGAUAAAUACAAAAUACACAUAAUAAAAAUCAAAUCAAAACCAAACAUCAAAUAGCAAAUUACAAACAAAUUCAACACCACAACAACCACAAAAUAUCGAAAGUAAAGAAACGAGACGAAAGAGAGCUCUUCAUUAUUUGUGUAUCCGUGUGUGUCGUCUCUCUCGCGUGUGUGUCCGUGCCUAUACCGUUGUGUGUGUGAGAGUGUGGCUGUGUGCGUGCAGCAGAAUCAAUAAUAAAAAAUUCAAAUCCAAAAUAAAAAGAGGAGAAAAAUCAGCAAGCCAAUGUGUAAAAUACUAGAGAAUAUCAAAAUCAACAACAAAUAACAACACAUCGGAUAAAUAACAAUAAUAGCAAUACACUAUAAGCAAACAACGUUGAGAAAAUGAGGUGCUGCUGCUGUGCGAAGAAAACAAGCCAAGAACUAUGACGCAUCAAAAUCAUCAGACAAACGGUGCAAGUUUGGAGGAUUGCCACACAAACUUUUAUGCCUUGACUGAUUUAUGUGGAAUAAAGUGGCGGAAGUUCGUUAACGGGGAGCGACCGAACGCAUCGAGCGAUCCUCUGGCAGACCCGAUCCUGCGCUCCUAUUCGCGAUGCAUCCAGGCGGACAUGCUGUGCGUGUGGAGGAGGGUCCAAUCCACAAAGACGGACAACGCCGACCCGAAUGCCUUAAACUUCGAGAUGACCACGUCGACCAAGGUCCACCCGCCCCUUUCGCUGGCCGCCGCCAAAGAGCUCUGGAUCUUCUGGUACGGCGAGGAGCCCGAUCUCAGUGAACUGGUCGAUGCCGAGCUGCUCCGAGUGGCGGCCAACCAAGCGCUGUGGAAUGGCACCUGGAAAGGAGCUCUCACCUACGAGUGCCGAUCGCUGCUCUUUAAGGCGCUGCACAAUCUCAUGGAGAGAUUCGUGCUUACCAAGGACAUUGUCCGCUUUGGAAAAUGGUUUGUGCAGCCCUGCACCUCCAGCGAUCGCCUCUUUGGACGCAGCUCCCAGCACUUGUCCUUCUCAUUUACGUUCUUUGUGCACGGCGACACAGUUUGUGCCUCCAUUGAUUUGCGCGAGCAUCCCGCCGUGCGUCCGCUGACCAAGGAGCAUUUGGCUGAAGCUGCGGCAGCCUUUGCAGCGACCAGUUCUCCGCCAGGUUCAAAUGGAUCUACGGCGACAGCAGGCGGAGCAGUGCCUAAUCCUGGUCAGGAUCCAAAUGGAGCCGGCAUGGAGGCACUGGACGGCGGAGAAGGAGCGGCCAAGGCAGCGCCACCGCCGCACGCGCGUAAGGUGAUGCUGGCCCCCUUUGGAAUUGCGGGCAUACUCACCGGCAAUAGUUAUAAGGCCAGCGAUCCCAUAGCCGAGAAGAUCCUUGAGGAUUGGGCCUCGUUUUUUCCGCUGUGCAAUAAGGACAACACGGAUGUGCCACCCGUGGUGGAAGUGGUGUCGGGUGGUCAUAAGAUGUAUCAUCCCACGAACUACGUACUAGUCACAGACCUGGACGACAUGGAGCACAUGGAGUUCGUCGAGAUGCAGAAGAUGCAAAGCCCAGUGGGUGGAGCGGCGGCUGAUGUAGCUGUUCUGGCCUCGCUUUCCUGCCCACCUGGAGCAGCAGUUGCUCCUCCAGCAAUGGGCGCAGCUCCAUCUGCAACAGCGGUUCCCUUGGGUCCAGCUUCCCUCAAUGCUCCAGCAGGAGCAGGAGUUGGAACUACUGCAUCUUCUGCCGCCAAAGAGAUAUCCCGCAAGGCAGCUCCACAAGCGGUCAGCGCCCUGGAACGUCUCGCCUUCCAACCCUACUAUGAUCAAAGGCCCACCUCGGGCUUCACCUUCAAUACCAACAAUACUCACAUACCCGCCUCGGCUGCCGUGGAAAUGCCGGAACGAACCUGGCAGGAUUGCGUGAUGAACACGCUUCAUGUGGAUGCAGCAGCGGCGGCAGCAGCAGUUGCUUCUUCUACUACCGCCUCGGGAACUGUGUCAUCAUCUGCGGAUGGCGACGAGAAUGAGCUGAAUAAACCGCCGCAGCAGGACUCAAAGCAACUGGUGCAGCAGCAGAUUCAGCAGCAACAGCAGCAGCAACGUCAAAAGCUCUGGAACUUUGUGGAUCCCAUGCAGAAGGCACCCUGCAUAUGCACCAACGCCCAAUGCAGCAGCAGUAGCAACAGCAGCAGCAGCAUUAACAACAUCAGCAACAACAAGCGACCGCAGCAACCGCUGGGAUCGCCUGCGCUGCGAGCAGCAGUUACCGGUGCCAGUGGCAAUAAGUCGUCCUCGUCAUCUUCAUCAUCUUCGUCGUCGUCGUCCUACCAGCAGCAGCAUUACCACCAGCAGCAUCUGCAGCAGCAGCGACCGGGAACACCUGGGCCGCCGGCAACAGCAGUCACAUCAUCGCAUCAUUCCAGUUCCCUGGGCAACACUUGCGCCUCCAAUUUUUCCGCGGGCACUCCCCGGCGUCACAAUGUGCCGUUCCACAAGCGAUUGCUCCAUUCGCUGGCAUCCACCGCCUCCUCCACGGCCUCCACCUUUAGAGGCAAAAGCCACAGCAACACCACCACAGACACCAAUAUACCAAAACAAAGAAAUCUGGGGAAUACACCUCAUGGAACACCACAUGGCGGAGCUUCGACGUACUCCCGCAAUUCCUUGGGUGGCGAUUCAUCGAUGCCGGUGGCCUCCGUGGAAUCACCGGCAACGCCAGCUCCCUCUCCGCAUCCGAAUUCGGCGCAUUCGCAACCGACAUCCGUGCCGCCCGCUGAGCAACUGCUCAAUAUGAGUCCUCAUGCGCCAACUUCGGUUUCCAAUCUGCAACAGCCGCCGACGCCUAUAGACCACCUGCUAGACAAGAAUACACCGGCUCCCACGCCAACUGACCAGCACGACAACAAGAGCAUUACGGCCUCGCCUUAUGUUCAUCAGACGCCCAGCGUAGAGCCGCCCUCCUAUACGGAUCAUGCGGCCGGCGGAGGAGCAGCUGGUGGGCAAGGCAUUGGUACGGGUCCAGGAAGUGUGCCCGCCCAGCAACCGGCCACGCCCACGGCAGCAACAUCAGCUGGCGGCGCCGGAUCUGGCGGACCUUCAAAUGCAAUUGGAGGGAAUGGAAUGGGCACUAUAAGUGUCAAGAAGCUUGAGAUGCAGCAGCAUACUCCAUUGGCGGCUAUGGCCAUCAAGCAGGAGCCUGGUGUUCAAGGUCGGGGGGUCGGAGGUGUUACCUCCACCACGGAGGCCUUGAACAACUUUAAGCGACUGUACAACCCGCCAAAGCUGACGUUAAAGGAUCCGGACAGCUUCUACGACGAGGAGUGGCUUAAGGAGGUCAUCUACGACUUUCAGUACCAGGAAUACUGGGACUAUAGCACGGUGAAACGUCCGAAAAUGGAAAAGCAACGGCGACCUAGGUAUGCCAAGAACCUCUACGAAGGGCAAACCCACGUGAAGCCCGUGAUGCCUUCGCCAGGAUCCGUUUAUGGCUCGCAGUUGCUCUCUUUGGAUGAAUCAGCAGGCUCAGCAGGAGGAGGCGGUGGAGGACAGGCGGCUGGCAGCUCCGGCGGAGGACUAGUGGGCAUUGCCAACAGUACUGCCAGUGGCAGUGAUGUAGAAGCCGAUGGCAGCAGCUUCUUCCAGGGAUUGAAUAUUAAGACAGAGCCCGGAUUGCAUUCCCCCUCUUGCAAGGAAACGUCGAAAUCUUCUGGCGGCAACAGCAGCGGUGGAGGAAGUGGUAGCGGGGGUAAUCUCUUCACAGCUGAAGGUUUGAAUCCCUCUCUCAAUGAUCUGGAGCAGUUGUUUGAAACGAGCUCGAACGACGAGUGCAGCAGCGUGCAAAUCCACACACCGCCCGAUUCUAAUAACCCCUCGAAUGGUGGCUGCAGUGCUGUGACCAAUACGAUCGAAGACCUCAAACGGAGCACAGCGGUGGCCAGUGCGGCCGUGGCAGCGGCAGCAGCAGCUGCGGCCUCAGGAGCGGGCAAUAUUCAGGCGGAGGAUCUUACUAAGAUGUUUCCUACACCACCCUCUCACGAGCAGCAGCACCCGAACUCGAGUCCCUGCCAAACGGACGUGGUCAUGACGGAUCUCAGUGUGGACACCACCACAACCAAUAUAACCAGUAGUAUCACCACGACCUGCAAUACCACUAUCACGAGUAGUAUAAACACCACCACAACAGGCUGUAGCAACCCUAGCAACAGUAUUAUGCUGGCUUCCGUUCAAGCUCCCGUCACCGUGGUGGCCAUUCAGACUGUCUCCAAGAUGGUGAAGCAGGAAUAUAACCUGGAACUGGGUAGCCCUAUGGAAGAGCCCAUUGAUGACUGGGACUAUGUGUACCGAGCACCGCAACAGGAGAAGUUUGUAGGCUCCACGCGAUAUGCUCCAUUGACCAACCUGCCCAGUCAAACACAGCCGCCGCUGACUCUGCCUACGGGAUGCUUCUAUCAACCCACCUGGAGUAGUCACAAAUCAAGAGCAGCUACAUUGGCUAAAGCAGCGGCAGCUCAACAGCAGCAGCAUCAGAAACAUCAGGCCCUUCAGCAGCGCAUCCAAUUGCAUCAGCAGAAACUACAGCAGCUCCAGCUCCAGAAUCAGCAGCAACAACAAGCUGCUGCCGCAGCAGCAGCGGCGGCAGCGGGAGGAGUUGGCCACCAGAAGCACCAGCAUCAGCAUCUUCAUGAUCUCCUGUCAGCGGCGCCGAGGACACCAUUAACGCCCUCCACUGUUCCUCAACCGUUGAGCAGUGGUGGCAGUCAGUAUUUGCUGAAUCAGUUGAACUGCCCACAAGCACCACCUGGGGCAUCCAUGCAGCAGCUUAUGCACCGAGCGGGGAUGUCACCAAUUUCCCCGGGACCCGGAAUAGGCCCGUAUGCCGCCAGAAGUAGUCCAAUGUCGAGGGCAACUCCUACGCAUCCGCCACCGCCAUAUCCCUAUGACUUGGCUGUGGCUAGUCCCGCUACCUCCACAUCGUCGUACUUGAACCGGCCGCUUCACUCGCAGGAGCAUCCACACAUGCAUGGUAUGGGCGGCGGAGCAGCGGGAGGUGUGGGUCACGGAACAGGAGCUGGCGGGCACAUGGGUAUGAUACCUUACACUGGCGAUGCGGGCAUUGCCAGUGGUGGAACAGCGAUGACAGCCGGAUCCUCGACCCUGCUUCAGGAAUUACCAGAAGUAAAUUCUGUCCUAGUUAACAUACUGCUUUACGAUACCGCCUUGAAUGUCUUUCGGGAUCACAAUUUCGAUAGUAGCAGUGUGUGUGUGUGCAAUGCGGAUACACAAAAGAUCGGCAAUAUUCGCGGAGCUGAUUCCGGAGUAUAUGUACCCCUGCCAGGGGUUAGCUUUAAUCCUUUCCCUUCCGGAGCUGGAGGUGCUGCGGCUGGACAGCGAAUGCUCAAUGGACCCAGCUCCGCCGGUUUUGGCGGCAUGCGGAUGAUCAGUGCCUUUGGGGGUUCGCCAGCCUCAGCCUCGAUGCCCGGAGCUGGCUCCGGACAUGGCCAUGGUCCGAAUGGCGGCUCGAACUCGUCGUCUUGCACGCCGCCCAGCAGUAAUCCCCAUAUCACCGGCUAUGUGGACGAUGAUCCCGUGGAAUGUACGUGUGGUUUCAGUGCAGUGGUCAAUCGAAGACUCUCUCAUCGCGCUGGACUCUUUUACGAAGAUGAGGUGGAGAUCACGGGCAUCGCGGAUGAUCCGGGCAGGAACAAGCAGCCUACAUUGCUCAGUAUCAUCCAGAGUCUUAGCAGGAAAAACCAAAUCAAGCAGGGACCUGGAGAACCGAGCUCUGCCUUGGAAAAAAUCGGAGCGGGUGGAUUGCCUAGUGGUCAACUGGAGCAAUUGGCUCAUGCUGUAUUUGACCUGCUAUUGGAUCAGUGCUCUAUCAUCCAAACAUCUAGUAGUUCGGUGCACAGAGCUCUUCAGUCCCAUCGGAGGCGAAUGUCCCGUCAACGAAGGAUCUUCGGCACCAAUGGAGCACCUACUGCUUCAUUGGCAUCAAUUGCAAAUGUUCUAGAGUUUAUGGAUGCACACGACGUUAUAAGUUUGGCUCUGGAGCAGUCGAGAUUGGCAUUUGAAAACCAACGUAUGGACAACAUGAUGGACUUCCAUGGAAAUGGUAGCAGUAGCUCUCAUCAGCAACAGCAACUCACAGCUUUUCAUGCACCACCAGCUGCUUUGCGUCACAAGCUAGCGGGUAUUGGUGCUGGUCGGUUGACAGUUCACAAGUGGCCAUAUCUUCCCGUCGGUUUCACCCGUAGCAAUAAGGAGAUUGUACGCACCAUGAAUGCUAUACAGCCGAUGCUGCAGAAUGCAUUCCAUUGCAAAUCGAGGGGCGGCUCAGGUUCCAAGGAUGCCAGUUCGUACAACACGGUGAGUGGACCGCUAACCUGGCGCCAAUUCCAUCGCCUGGCAGGCCGUGCAUCCGGACAAUGUGAACCCCAACCGAUACCAUCCGUGGUGGUGGGCUACGAGAAAGAUUGGAUCUCGGUGGCACCGCACUCUAUCCACUAUUGGGAUAAGUUUCUCCUGGAACCGUACUCUUAUGCCCGGGAUGUUGUCUACGUGGUGGUGUGUCCCGACAACGAGCAUGUGGUGAGUUGCACCCGCAGCUAUUUCCGGGAACUAAGCAGCACCUACGAGAUGUGCAAGCUGGGAAAACACACGCCCAUUCGAGGAUGGGAAGGCUUCCUUCAGGUAGGCGCUGCUCGCAACAACGUGCCCGCGGAUCGGGAAACGACCCCUUUAGAUGAUUGGCUGCGUACCCUGGAGCACGCUGCUCUGGCGGAGCAAAUUCGUCGGUAUGCAGUUGCCUUUAUUCACCAGUUGGCUCCAUAUCUGAGUCGAGUGCCAAAUGAUAAAACGCUGUUGAAUCCACCAGAUGGCACUGGGAACUCGCACACCAAAGGAGGCAGCUCUUCCUCCUCGAAUAGCUCUUCAGUCAGCGGAUUACCUGGCGGGGAUUUAAGCACUGAUAAUAUCAAGCUGGAGCCGGGUACAGAACCUCAAGUCCAACCAAUGGAGACCAACGAAAUAAAACAGGAACCCGGAACGGGAAAAGGAGUCACUGCAGCAGGUGAUACCAAACCCGCUUUGAUCCUUGGAGAUCCAUUGGGAAUGGGCGAGACUUUGGAGGACAUCAACCCGUCAGCCAUUGUCCUUUAUGUGGUCAAUCCGUUCACUUUCGCCUCGGAUAGCUGCGAAUUGGAGCGUUUGGCUUUGAUUGCUCUGCUUCGUUGCUAUGCGGAACUGCUGAAAGCAGUUCCUGAUUCAGUGCGAUCGCAGAUGAACAUCCAGAUUAUAUCGCUAGAAUCGGUAAUGGAACUGGGACCGUGCGGCAAUCGAAAGCGUUUCUCGGACGAGAUUAGGUGCCUUGCUCUUAAUAUAUUUUCGCAGUGCCGGCGGCAUCUGGUGCAUGCCCAAUCCGUAAAAAGUCUCACUGGCUUUGGAACGGCGGCUAAUAUGGAGGCGUUUCUCAAGACAAAGGAUGAACCCAAUCGCCGGGCUUACAAGAUGUACACGGCUCCUUUUGUUCUUGCACCCAUGCACGAGAGGAAUGACAAAACGGACUUCUCCAGAUCAGCGGGAAGUAUGCAUGGUCAGAAUGAACAUCGUUAUUCGGUGAUGUAUUGCAAUUACUGCCUGAGCGAGGAUCAGGCUUGGCUUUUGGCCACCGCCACUGAUGAAAGGGGCGAGAUGCUGGAGAAGAUCUGCAUUAAUAUUGAUGUGCCAAAUCGUGCACGGAGAAGAAAAGCUCCUGCUCGCUAUGUCGCCCUAAGGAAAUUGAUGGACUUCAUCAUGGGAAUCAUCUCGCAGACAUCGCAAAUGUGGCGUUUGGUGAUCGGCCGCAUUGGAAGGAUCGGACACAGUGAACUAAAGUCUUGGAGUUUUUUGCUCAGCAAGCAACAGCUGCAAAAGGCAUCCAAGCAAUUUAAGGAUAUGUGUAAACAAUGUACAUUGAUGUAUCCACCCACAAUCCUGAGUGCUUGCCUUGUGACCCUGGAGCCGGAUGCCAAGCUGCGCGUGAUGCCCGAUCAGUUUACACCAGAUGAGCGCUUCUCACAGAUUUCAAUGCAGAACCCGUUAGCUACUCCACAGGACGUUACCUGCACCCACAUCCUGGUCUUUCCCACUAGCGCCGUCUGUGCGCCCUUUACGCGCCAGUUCCAAAAUGAGCCGCAAGUAGAUGACGACUUCCUAACCUUCGAGGAAGAGGGCAACGAGGACUUUAGCGAUGCGGACAUUGGAGAUCUGUUCUGGGAAACUCACAUGGACAGAGUUUCCAAUCAUGGUAGUCCCGGUCGCAUGGAUGACAAUCGGAGUUGGCAGAGCGCAGGCGGUAACAACUUUAAAUGCACGCCGCCACAGGAAGUAGAGGAGGUUGGUUCACUUAAUCAGCAGCCAAUAUCAGUGGGUUACAUGGUGUCCACGGCGCCAACCGGUCGCAUGCCCGCUUGGUUCUGGUCCGCUUGUCCGCACCUAGAAGAUGUUUGCCCCGUGUUUCUGAAGACAGCCCUACAUCUCCAUGUGCCCAGUAUACAGUCUGCCGAUGAUAUUCUCAACUCGACCAAUGCACAUCAGUCAGCCAACGAUCAUCCGCUAGACUCCAUUCUCACAGCGGAUGUUUUGCGCUUCGUCCUCGAGGGAUACAAUGCCCUUUCCUGGCUGGCGCUUGACUCCAACACACACGAUCGUCUCUCCUGUCUACCCAUAAAUGUUCAGACGCUAAUGGAUCUGUACUAUCUGACGGCUGCCAUAGCCUAAGGUCCGGGUUCUCAGAUCUAAGAUUCUCAGAUCCUUAGAUUCUCGGAUCACCUAAAAUUUAAAUCAAUCAAACGCAGUCGCAUGCUUCCGUUUGCAGAACUUCCACUAGCUAUAUAAUCUUGAAAGAACAACAGAAUACAGAACCGAAAGGAUCUUGAACAGAAUCAACACCAAGUAACCCUGAAUAGAAGUUAACAGAAUCCAAAAACACCAACAGAACAACCAGAGCAAUAGCAGCAGUUAACGCAACGCACAGAUUACUUAGCAUAAUCAACAGGAAAACUAAACAUAAACCGAUCACCGAUGAGAGCGGCGGAUACAACAUUAUCGUCUACCGAUAAGUUUUGAACAGCAACAGCAUUACUAUUUAUUAGUCGUCGAGAAUUUGUAAAAGUGUCAAGUGCAAGAAUUGUUUGUUUAAUUUUAUUUUUUAUACAUAUACAUAGGCUGGCGUUCGAUUAGUGUUUAAUAUUUAUAAAUAUACAAAGAGGAGCGAAUGGAAUAGCGAAAAGCAAACAACAAACAAACAACCACACACAUGUAGGCAUAGGUCAUAUAUAUACAAUAGCGGAGUGGAGUUAACGCGAGAAACAUUUUAGCAUAAGUAACAAAGUUUGUACAUAUUUACAACCAAUUCGCCGUAAGCAGCAAACCAGCAGCAGCAGCAAAACAAAACAGAAGUGUAAUUAUACAAUUAGUAAUUAGUUUACAACAAAUUGGAAGAGCAGAGGAGGAGACCCUAUUUAAAUCUAAUAAAUUAAAUCAAUAAAUUGUGUAAAUUUUUGUGCAAAGCGAGAAUUAGUUUAAAUUUAAAUUAUACAAGAAGGAAGUGUAAAACAACACCGAACACACGCAUUAAACGCCCCACACAAUGGAAACAACAAAACAUAUAAUUAACUGAAACUGUAUACUGUAAAUUGCAUAUAUAAAAACUAUAUAUAUCUGGACGCCUAGCGCAGAUGAAGAAGGACGUAGAAGGAGUAGGAGUAAGUGGAGAACGAGAACAGGAGUAGAAUUAGGAUGAGCGGUUAGGAAGAGUUUUUAAUUUCGUGUGUUUUUUGUUGUCUCUUGUAUUCGUAUAAUCCUAGGGAAACAUUUGUACUUCACACAGAUACUGAACCCAACCCACAAACAACUAACACACACACAAACACACACCACUCACAUAGCCAAUUUUCUAAUAAUGGAAUACUUAAACGAAAAUGUGUACAAAUUAAUAAUAAUGUUUGUAAAGAACGGGAAAGCUUUCUACACUCACCAACAACACAACAACCACAAUUGAGUUUGCACGUUUAAACGAUUUUCGCUAGGCUUAAGUUAAAAACAAAAUCAAUUAAGUAAAGAAAGAUAACAAUUAUUAAACAAUGAAAUUAUUUUUACCUGUGUAUUUUAAUUAGCGUAAAUUGUGUAAACAACAAAACCUACGAUUACAAAGACGUUUUCUAGUAAUUAUCAACACCAACACCAACACCAACAUAGAAACACAACACCCCACAUGCAUAUCUUUUAAGUAGUUUCGAUUUCAUUUAGUAUUCUUUUUAUUUGUGUAAUAAACCGAACUUGUUUGCAAA